This is a messenger RNA of Amorphotheca resinae ATCC 22711, 1972 nucleotides long. RefSeq lists its product as hypothetical. Gene Ontology annotation, cellular component: endoplasmic reticulum membrane. The transcript is spliced from 3 exons. Lineage: Eukaryota; Fungi; Ascomycota; Leotiomycetes; Helotiales; Amorphothecaceae. Gene Ontology annotation, biological process: ergosterol metabolic process. Bases 215 to 1861 code for a protein of 548 amino acids. Gene Ontology annotation, molecular function: ergosterol O-acyltransferase activity. The record is from RefSeq and is a predicted model, not a curated record.
AGAGGGCUGCCCUGCCGCUUGUUUGCAAUGCCGUGUCUGCGCAUCCCCUGUGCUCUGUUAGGAUCAUACAAGUGGUGUACUUUUACGUGAUAUACAAUCAAUCCUGUCCCUCGCAUUUGCCCCUGCCCGCAAGCUGGCAUCAAGCUUCGCUUUGGAGCUUGUCGUCUGGUAAUCUCUACGAAGACCCUCGAAACACCUCCUACAGUAUACCGCCAUGUCUUCCGCGGCAGAUAUCCAUAUAAAUGGGAACGGGAGCACCAAUCAUGACCAAAUCCUCCGUCCUCGCGCCGUCAAGCCUUCAAACGCGGUGCUCCUACGUGCUAUGGGCGAGGAGGGAUACAUAGGAGCCAGAGAGACGCCCGAGAAUGGAGGCUCAACAGCCCAAACAAGUGGACGGACAACUCCUGUCCCCGCUGACGCUCCUCCAUCCGCCCAUUCCAUCUCUUCCGCGCGAAAGCAGCUCCGAGCAGAGCAGCGCCAAAGACUGUUCCCCACUAUCGAGUAUGCUUCUCGAGUCUCCCACUUCGAUCCAAACAGUGAUUAUCGGGACUUUCAUGGCUUCUACGUUCUGUUCUGGAUUGCCCUGACCAUCAUGGCUAUCACAACUAUGCUGCGGAAUAUAAAGGAUACCGGUUAUCCCAUGAGGGUCGAGAUCUGGCAGUUAUUUACCGUAAAAGUGUGGGAAUUGGCUGUGGCAGAUUGCUUUAUGGUUGUUAGUACUGCUAUCAGCCUUCCCAUGCACAGACUCUUCCGGAGUAGAUUGCAGUGGGCAGGCACUGGAAUGGCUAUCCAGAGCGUCUAUCAGGCUGUCUGGCUAGCCUUUUGGGUUGCUGUACCAUUCAUCCGCCAUUGGACGUGGACGGCCCAGGUCUUCCUCACGCUCCAUACCUUGGUUCUCCUCAUGAAGAUGCAUUCAUAUGCCUUCUACAACGGCCACCUCAGCGAGACAGAACGGAGACUCCAAGCCCUUGACAACCCCUCCACAGCUUCAAAAGCCCCUGCUUAUCAAUACCCGAGCGCGGGUCAUACGCCGUCAACUGAGGAGAGAGAGAGGCGCGAUGCCGACGAGAAAUCGCAAGUCGCACGCCUCCGAGAGGAUCUAGCCUUCGAGCUCACCUCGCCCAUGGGGUCGGUCACGUACCCGAAGAACCUUACCUGGUCCAAUUACGUAGACUUCAUCCUCUGCCCAACUCUUUGCUACGAACUCGAGUACCCUCGGACUCAAGGCAUAGUCUGGACACAAUUGGGGUACAAGAUCCUCGCCGUCUUUGGCGUCAUCUUCCUCCUGACAAUUACGUCUGAGGAAUUUAUCCUCCCCGUGUUGACAGAGUCCGCAUUGCGUCUUGAGACCGUAUCAUCCUUCUCCGAGAUGGCUCUCAUUCUCGCGGAAUCCAUCUCCCUGCUGCUCUUCCCCUUCAUGGUCAGCUUCCUGCUGGUCUUCCUCGUGAUCUUCGAGUACGUGCUCGGGGCCUUCGCCGAGAUAACCCGCUUUGCUGACCGGCGCUUCUACUCCGACUGGUGGAACUCGACGGACUGGCUAGAGUUCUCCCGCGAGUGGAACAUCCCUGUGCAUCACUUCUUCCGGCGACACGUCUACUCUGCGUCCCGGCCGCACAUCGGCCGGCCGAUGGCGACGCUCAUCACGUUCCUGAUCAGCGCCAUCGGGCACGAGAUCGUGAUGGCCUGCAUCACGAAGAAGAUCCGCGGGUACGGCUUCCUGGCGCAGAUGAGCCAGCUGCCGAUCGUGAUGCUGCAGCGCACGCGAUGGGUCAAGGGGAGGCGAACCCUGAACAACGUAUGUUUCUGGUGCUCGAUGAUCCUUGGGCUCAGCAUGAUCUGUUCCCUCUACGUUCUCUGUUAAAAGAAAGUCGCACUUUAUAUAUGUUCCUCCUACAGAUUUAGAUUAGAUAGAUUUUUCUUGAAUGUGAGUGAUCGAUUUUUUUUAAUGUACUAUCAAGAGCUUCUACCAUCC